CAGUUCCCUGUUGGUGUGAGGUGGUACAAUGAAGGAACGAUGGCUGCCUGCAUCAGAGUAAUAUGGAUGAGAAUGACCACCUUGACAGCCGCUAUUCAUAAUGGGUCUGCUCUCCUGAACGCUUUCUUUGCCAAAACACACUAAUUUCCCUGUUUCGUCCCAUCUGUAGAGACCAAGUGUUGUGUUUGCAUCAGUCUGCUUGCUAGCUCCGCGCUAUGUUUCUACCCACAUCAACUCUCUUUAAUUGACCUGACCGAUAUCACUCAUAACAUGGCCAUCACACAGUUUCGCCUUUUUAAAAUAUGCACCUGCUUGGCAUCUAUUCUGUCAUUCUUGAAAAGACUGAUUUGUAGGGCUGGAAGGUCACGCAAGCUAAGCGGGGAUCAGAUCACCCUUCCGACCACAGUUGAUUAUUCCUCUGCAUCAAAACAGUCGGAGAUUGAGGAGUGGAGCUCAUGGGAUGAGGAAGCUCCCACCAGUAUCAGAAUUGAAGGUGGUAACGGGAUAGUUCCACCUCCACAGAAUGAAGCUGAAGAAGAAGAGCCAGACUACUUCAAAGACAUGGCUCCCACCAUCAGGAAAACACAAAAGAUUGUCUUGAAGAAAAGGGACCCUCUGAAUUUCUCUAUGCCAGACAGCUCCUCAGGUUUCUCCAGCCGACUAGCUGCCACUCAGGACAUGUCCUUCAUCCAGCCCUCUGCAGAGCUGGGGGACCUUGACACCUGGCAGGAGGACACCAAUGCCUGGGAGGAUGAGGCAGAUGCAGCCUGGGAGGCAGAGGAAGUGCUGAGGCAGCAGAAGCUGGCUGAGAGAGAGAGACGUGCCAUAGAGCAACAGAGGAAGAAAAUGGAGAAAGAGGCACAGAGAAUGAUGAAAAAAGAACAGAAGAUUGCUGUCAAACUUUCAUAACAUUAAUACAGUGCACCGGACACUCAAAGCAACAGCCAAACAACUGUUCAUAUUACAUUUUACCUGGUUUUGUCCUGCCCCCACCAUACUACUGUCUUCACCUCUUUGGGAUAUUUUUUAGUCCAUCAGCCAUAUUAGGGAUUUUUUAUGUUUAUUUCUUUGGGUUUUCGUUUUGUAUUGGACUGAACACAGCACAAAGAAUCUUCCCUUUUGUUUUUGAGGUAUUGUGACUGUUCUUACUGUGCGCUUGAUGAA
This is a messenger RNA of Sinocyclocheilus anshuiensis, 1164 nucleotides long. Its product is annotated as receptor-binding cancer antigen expressed on SiSo cells-like. The record is from RefSeq and is a predicted model, not a curated record. Gene Ontology annotation, cellular component: secretory granule. NCBI's taxonomy places the organism in Eukaryota, Metazoa, Chordata, Actinopteri, Cypriniformes, Cyprinidae. The transcript has 7 exons. Bases 271 to 909 code for a protein of 212 amino acids.